This is a messenger RNA of Aaosphaeria arxii CBS 175.79, 2161 nucleotides long. RefSeq lists its product as uncharacterized. The transcript is spliced from 4 exons. The coding region runs from base 252 to 2138 and encodes 628 amino acids. The record is from RefSeq and is a predicted model, not a curated record. NCBI's taxonomy places the organism in Eukaryota, Fungi, Ascomycota, Dothideomycetes, Pleosporales.
CGUAGUACUAUGUGCUCGAAACAUGUUUCCAUUGCAAUCAACUUUAUUGGUCAUGUUCGUCGAUCAGAACUUAAAUUCUGGUGAACAAUACGAUGCUGUCAUCAAGAAUGAUGGCCCCGCACAAGCUAUUGCUGCGUCGUAUACACCGGCACAACGAAGAUUUUCGUUGAUGAAAUUCAAGUAUAAAUGGAACGGCAGAAUUCGGUUUUGUCGAAGCUCUAGUUUGCCUCAUCUUACUGUUGUACCCAAGGAUGAAGACCAUCGCUGCAUUCACGGUCCUUGCCUGUGCCACUUUGGCCAAUGCAGACUAUGACGGCAAUCUGAACUACAACUCACCCUCGAAUCGACACCCCGCACUCGGAAUCGAUGUUCCCAGGCUCAGGCAUACUAAGCGUGGUCUUGAAUCCCAUGUGUGGAAUGCAUCAGAGCUCAAGUUCACCCAUGGAGUUGCGUCGGGUGAUCCACUGCCCAAUCAGGUAGUUCUCUGGACUCGCGCCUCGCCUGUUCUCGAGAAUGACCGAUCCAAUGUCACAGUUGAGGGUAACGUCCCGCUUUAUAAUCACGAUACGGAACAAUACAUCAAGGCUUCUCCCAAUCCUAUCUGCGUGGACUACCAGGUUUGGGCUGACAAGGGCUGCUCAAAUGUUGUCGAUAGUGGUAGGGCGUAUACUACGAGCGACAUUGACUACACAAUCAAGGUCGAAGCGAAGAACUUGCAGCCGUUCACAACCUACUGGUACCAGUUUAACAUCUGCGGAUCUGACAAUAAGAGCCCACUCGGCAGGACCAAGACCAGUCCUGCAGCCGAUGACGCCGUCUCCAAGAUCAAGCUUGCAAUCUACUCCUGCAGCAACUACUUCACCGGUUACUUCAAUGCCUAUGGUAACCCUGCCAGGAAGGACAGCAUAGACUAUGUCGUGUUCCUCGGUGACUACAUCUAUGAAAACGGCAAAGGCAAGCUUGGAAAGGACCCUAGGGCCACUAAUCCCGAGGGCGAAGUUUUCUCCCUCUAUGGAUACCGCGCCAGACUCGGACAGCACCGCACUGACCCGGAUCUUCUGCUCUCUCAUCAGAACUUCCCAUGGAUUAACGUAUGGGACGAUCAUGAGGUCGCUAACAACGUGUAUCGCGACGGAGCUAUUACCAUGAACAACACCGAGGAUUCAUUUAUCAAAUCCGGCGGUGUUUCCGUUGACCAACGUAAAAUGAACGCCGUACGCGCUUACUUCGAAUGGAUGCCUAUCAGGCAGGUCGACAUGGAUGAUAACCUUCGAAUCUGGCGUACGUUCAAGCUGGGGAAGCUAGCUGAUCUCAUUAUGCUCGAUACGCGUAGCUACGACCGUAGUAUUACUACUUUAGGAGGUUGGAACGACGAAUACAUUGACAUCAUCCGCGACGACGCCAGCAGAUCGCUUAUGGGAAGUCACCAAGAGAACUGGUUCUACAGACAGCUCUCCGAGAGCAGCGACAGGAAUGCAACAUGGCGGUUGAUUGGAAACCAGAUUGUGUUUUCGAGUCUUAACCAAACUGCCAUGGGAUUCAAGAUUCCCAAUGGCGACUCCUGGGAUGGUUACGUAGCCAAUCGCAAUCGCACUCUUGCACAUCUCUACAAUAACCAAAUCAACAACACCAUCUUCCUCGCUGGAGACUCCCACGCCAAUUGGGUGUCAGACCUUGUAUGGCUAGGCGAAAAGCAAUACGACCCCGUCACUGGUGAAGGGGCCAUUGGUGUCGAAUUCGCAGGUACCUCGGUCUCGUCCAUGGGUGCUAAAGAUGAUCCUUCGCCGGCCAAUUCCAGCGUCAGAUCUCUUGAUCUUGUGAACGCAAACGAGGAACUGCAGUGGGCUGAAGGAUACUACAGGGGCUACUAUGAGCUUCAGAUUUCACCGGAAGCUAUCGAAGCGCAAUACUAUGGUUGCCCUACCAUCGCUACAAGGAAUCCACUUGAGAUCAGUCUGGCAAACUUUACUGUACAAGCUGGCGCCAACCGCCUCCAGCGAGACGUCGGUGGCGGCGUGGUCGAGAGUGGAGCUCUGCAGAGGGGCAUAACGAAGCAUAGCAAUGUGACGCUCAACACAGAGGACGGAACGUGGAAUAUCACCUGGUUUGACAAUAUGUUUCUUCGAUACGCCAAAUAGAUGCAAUGGCCUAAGCUCGAAGC